Messenger RNA from Homarus americanus (American lobster), 1582 nucleotides. RefSeq names its product protein rhomboid-like (gene stet). The transcript is spliced from 6 exons. The record is from RefSeq and is a predicted model, not a curated record. NCBI's taxonomy places the organism in Eukaryota, Metazoa, Arthropoda, Malacostraca, Decapoda, Nephropidae. Gene Ontology annotation, molecular function: serine-type endopeptidase activity. Gene Ontology annotation, cellular component: membrane. The coding region runs from base 282 to 1193 and encodes 303 amino acids.
CCAGUAGACUCCCAGCCACGGUGGGGAGCAGACACACAUUUACACUCUUACACGCGCGCUGCUCUCUCUCUCACACACUCUCACCCCUGCACUCACCUGUCUAGUCCCGAGAGAGAUCAAAGAUACAGUUUUCUUGUAUUAUGAAAUGAGAAACAGCAAGUGGUGUUAUUGUUAUUAGUGAAGGAAGGAAUAUAUUACAAAAGUGUUGGAUUGUGGAUACCAGAAAUACUUGUGUUGGAUUAUUCCGUGUGUUGGAUGUACACGUCCUCUUGUGUCAGUAUAUGAGUGGGAAGAGGAGUCGAUCGUUCAAAUGUGCUGUACACCAAAGAGAUCGUCAAGUCAGCUCCGAGACUGACUUCCAUCUCUUACUCCACGAACCUCCUAUCUUUAAUAAAAUGGUUCGGUUAAUCGCGGACGAAUUCUUGACGGAGGAGAGAGACAGAAAAUAUUACGCUGACCACUACAGAUGUUGGCCCCCACCUGUCUUCGUCAUCGCUGUCACUCUUGUCCAGCUGGGAGUGUUCGCCUACUACACAGUGGCUACAGGGGAGGUGAACGUAGCCGGGCCGGUAGCUGUCGACUCUCUCUUCAUCUACCGACCCGACAAACGUCACCACGUCUGGAGGUUCAUCUUCUACGCCUUUUUACACGCGGGAUGGGUUCAUUUGGCGUUCAACCUGUUGGUGCAGCUGCUGGUGGGGCUGCCCCUGGAGAUGGUACACGGGUCGGCGCGUAUAGGCACCGUGUACCUGGCGGGGGUUCUGGCAGGGUCACUCGGCACCUCAGUCUUCGACGCUGACGUGUACCUGGUGGGGGCGUCUGGCGGUGUGUAUGCGCUCCUCGCCGCUCACUUAGCCAAUGUCUUAAUUAAUUACAACAACAUGCAGUUUGGCAUCUUAAGACUCAUCGGCGUCUUCUUUGUCGCAAGCGCCGACGUGGGUUUCGCCAUAUAUGACCGGUACGCUCACGAGACUGUAGGGUUGCCGGUGUCCUACGUGGCUCACCUGACUGGGGCGUUAGCGGGGCUCACACUCGGCUUGGUCGUUCUCAAGAACUUCGAGCAGCGCCUUCACGAGCAGCUACUGUGGUGGGUGGCGCUCGGAGUGUACGCGGCUUGUACACUCUUCGCCAUCUUGUUUAACCUCUUCCACCCCUACCCGUACGUAGGCGUCGCCCAGGGUCUGUUCCUGUAGGCGUCGUCCAGGAUGUGCUCCUGUAGGCGACGCCCAGGGUGUGUCCCUGUGUGGGUCACCAAGGGCCUGUCUCCUGGAGGCAUGACUCAGGGCUGGUUCCUGCUGGCGUCGCCUAGGAAUUGUUCCUGCAGGCGAGCGUCGAGGGUUAGGUGGUGGUCCAAGGGUGAGGCUGUUCCGAGUGUGGUGGGUUGGCCGCCGUGUCCCGAAGAACCUCCAGUGCUAUUACGAGGUCUCCACUUGUUACAGGAGACCUCCGGUAUUAUAGGUGUGAAGAGCGAGGGUCAGUAGACGCGAGGGCGGGCGCCAACCCCCGCUAACCCCCCACAUAUGGUGCUGUGACUCAAGCCAAAGUUAAGUCCGCUCAUACUGGUGAGACAUGACCUAGUGUA